AAAUUCGCUGCCGUGUGUCGAGUAUUUGUCGUCGCUACACCCGUGCUAGACUCGGACGGCGAGUGAGUCAGGCCGAGGAUAUUUUGCCUCCCACCGCCGUUACAGAAAAAAAUGACCGGACAGUCAGAAAUGGCCCGGCCGAAUGCGGCGGUGUUUCGAAGCGUUUUUCUUGCCUGUGUCGCUACUCUCAUCGGCCUGGCGGCGGCCGACGGUCCUUGUGAAAUAAGUGGUGGAUAUGACUACAAGAGGCUGUUUACGACAUCGUGGCACGUGCAGAUCCGAGGCAGCAGCUCCUGCGUCUCGUCGGGAGUCCCGAGCUGUUCAUGGACCCUGAAAUUCUGUGGCGAAGGGCAGGCAGCGCCGUGCGGCAAGGACAAAGCGUGCGAAAUUCUUAAUACCACAUUCCUGAGGCCCAUGGGCCAGUUCACGGCCCUGAAGGCAAACGGUCAGAACAGCUUCGUGGUGGAGUUUCAAGAGCCCGGGAACAACCAGCUAAAGUGCAACGAGCCGUCUAAGACACUCAAGACGAACGUGAUAUUCACCUGUGACCGCGAAAAGCACAUUCCCAUCGGACCUGGUUCCGUGGUCACGACGCUUCCAUACGACAGCAUCGACGACCGUGAUCCGUGUGAGCGUAAUGUGACCGUGAAGUAUGACGGAGCAUGCGGCAGCAGUGCGCCGGCAACAUCAUCGGGAGGACUCAGUACUGGAUCCAUACUACUCAUAUUGUUCUUCGUGGCCCUGCUGAUCUACUUCGUGGGAGGCGUCUUGGUCAACCGCAACAACGGCGCUCAAGGUGUGGAGAUGAUACCGCACCUGCAGUUCUGGAAGGAGCUGCCUUCGCUCAUAGUGGAGGGGUGCGUCUUCUUCGUCCAGCUGGUCACCUGUCAAACUGAACGCACGGCGAGGUCCUACGACAACAUCUGAAGACGCGAUCUC
Molecule: messenger RNA, 939 nt
Organism: Rhipicephalus sanguineus (brown dog tick)
Lineage: Eukaryota; Metazoa; Arthropoda; Arachnida; Ixodida; Ixodidae
Exons: 6
Coding region: 112-927 (271 amino acids)
Cellular component (GO): trans-Golgi network
Source: RefSeq, a predicted model, not a curated record